GUUAAAGUCAAUCAGCGGAGACGUGUCCUCAGUGGAGCUGCAGGAUCUGAACCUGUGCAGAGGACAGAGAUGGAGUGGCGUCAGCAGACCAGUGUCAGCUGUGCACACGCGUUCAACGAGGCCCAGCGCUGGAUCCAGGUGGUGACUGGAAAGUUGUUUGGUUGCAGUGACUUCCGAGCUGCCUUGGAGAAUGGAGUCCUGCUCUGCGAUUUGAUCAACCAGUUGAAACCCGGCAUCAUAAAAAGAGUAAACAGGCUGUCCACUCCCAUCGCUGGCCUGGACAAUGUGAACGUGUUCCUGAAAGCCUGCGGGAAACUGGGACUGAACGAGUCCCAGCUGUUUCAUCCAGGAGACCUGCAAGACCUGUCCACUCGCGUCACUCUCAGACGCGAUGAAAGCAGCAGAAGACUGAAAAAUGUUCUGAUCACCAUCUACUGGUUGGGCCGCAAAGCUCACCUGGACGCGUUCUACAGUGGACCUCAGCUCAACUUCAAGGCCUUUGAAGGACUCUUAGGUUUGGCCUUGUCUAAGUCCCUAGACGAGUGCUGGUACCCGGAGAGGGAGGAACCUCAGCGUAUGAGACGGAGCUAUAAGAGGGAGAACUCUGUGGACUGUGUUGACUCACCGGACUCCCGGCCCCUCCGCCAAAACAGUGAAGGUUGGGGAAGUGAUGCAGAAGCUGAGCAGGUCUUCAGAAUGGAGACCUCACAGCACCCAGUCCAUCAGACUAGGGGUCAUAUCCCGCAACCACUUCUACGGAGAAAGCAGAGACGAGAGGAGAUUGGAAGCGACGGUCCACUCACCAGAGCAUAUCACAACCAGGUCAGGCCUGAGACUCCCGUUCAGGUCAACCCUGGCUGGAUCUGGAGUAAAUCUCUCAGCGACAUCCCGAUGUUCUACCCUGUGCGUAAACUCCCCAAGCAGAACACCGGUCACGAUGGGGGCCAGGACGCUGACACGGCAGAGGAGUGGCAGCAAGAAGACGCAGAGACGGGCAGCGUUCCCGGCAAGGAGAGCGACGCUCAGUGGCAGGAUGACUUGACAAAGUGGAAGAAUCGUCGCCGGAGCUCCAACACAGACCACCGCAGGAAGUCGCUGGACCGAGAGCAUGUGAUCAACGCCUGCUCUCUGUCCAUGACCAAUAGGGCCGUGAGCAACUCUAAGAACGACACCCAACGCGGCGCGAUGCUAAAGAGAGACCAGCCGCCACCACACAGGUGUAACCCCGCCCCCCGGCUCCACUCCACCGCUCCUCCGUCCAAAUCAUCAAGCUCUGAUCUCCGGCCACACACUCGAGCUCUGCUGUCCCGCGGCUACGCCACUGAGGCACCUUACAGGCCCAGGGUGACGCUCAUCACCUACAACUCAGCCAGUACGCAGGGAUCACUGGUUGGCGCCAUGCCUGCCUCCGAUGGGACCAUCCUGGGAGAGGAGACCCACUUUCCCUCCCUGGCCUCAGAGGGAGCAGGAGCCACCACACCCUCGGUAGACUUCCCGUUCAGCUCUCAGACUCAGGUCAAAGCUCAGGGCAGACCAGCUCCUCUCCAGCCCACAUCUGAACCGGCUCAGCCCCAGAACGUUCCUAUAAAUAAAAUCUCCACUCUGGUCACCACCUUGCAGCCCAAGGAGGCCACAAAAUCCACCUGCACAGCAUCUAUGUUGAAUCACAAGGAGCUUCCACCCUGCAUCGAUCCAGCCGUUCCCACCUUUGGUGCUGCUCCAGUGAAUCAGACGUCUCUGGAGGACACGUCCCAGGAGGGGAUCCUUAAGAAGACUAGGGAACCAGCUGAGAAAACCGCUGCUACCUACAAGUACUUGUCCAGAACUGUGUCGUGGUCCGGCUCGGCCAGCCUGCCCCGUGGCUACCGGCGGUCCGAGGGCUCGUCCCGUCUCUCCUCUUCGAUCACAGCGAGACCCUUUGGGACCAAGCAGUCGAGGAUGUCUUCGCUUCCGAGACUGUGCACUGUGGACGGCAGCGGUUUGCAGUUGAACAGCGAGACAGAAAAAUGUCUUUAUCCACCCACGAAAUCUUCUCUUAAAAGACAGACUGCAGCCAGUCACCUGAGGACUUCACUCAGACUGAAGAAAACCAGCCAGAUGAAGCCGAUUCUCUCCACUCAGUCCUCCCUCAAGACCAACGGGUUUCACCAUCAGCCCUGCACCCAGACCCAGCCACUACCUUAUUCAACCCUUCAGGCCGAGCACUACAACAGCUCCACUCUGCCGACAACUACCAAGGUGGAUCACAGUAACAUGAGAGUGAGCCUUACCCUUAAACCCAAACGGGUACCAGACUUCGGUUUAGAGACUCACUGGGACUCGACAGGAGCGAGAGUAAAGUUCAUCCAGCCCGGCAGUCCAGCGGAGCUCUGCCAGCUGCGUGUGGAUGAUGAGAUUGUGGCUUUUGAUGGAGUGGCGGUGGCACACAUGAACUACAACCAGUGGAAGGAUAGAAUGGCGUCCGCCCUGCAGACCGGCAAUUUGAGCAUGGACAUUAGACGCUAUGGCAACAAGGAUUGGAGCUCCAGUGAGGGGGAUCAUCCCGACCAGCCGGGCAGGAGCAGGAUGACCCUCAAUCUGACGGCCGCAGCGCCCGGUCUGAUAGGUUGUCCCGAUCACCAUGCCAACCGAACUGCCUCUACAGAAACCGCAGCUUUGAAACUCAACGGGCACAAAGGCAGCGUUGAACAAGGUGAAGUCUUGGAUGGAGGAUCUGCUGAAGGCCACAGCACGGCCAAAAGCAAAGACGUUAAUAUAAUGAUCAGGAACAAUCAGAAAAGGAGGGCAGAGUUUUUCAGACAGAGAGGAGGUUCCGAAUCUGCGAUAUCUGAUCUCCAGGUGCCGUCCCUCAGCCCCUCCUCAUCCAGCUGGUCGUGGGACCGAGAGGAGGAUCGACGGCGACAGGAGAAGUGGCAGGAAGAGCAGGAGCGCCUCCUACAGGAGCAAUACCAGCGGGACCAGGAGAGACUGGAGGCAGAGUGGCGCAGGGCACAACAGGAUGCGACUGGGGACUUGUGCAGGAAGUCGGUGCAAACCACCUUCCAGAUGACCAAUGGCGGUGCGGGCCCUGCCAGAACGCAGCUCCAUGUGAAUGCCCUGUCAACCAGAGCUGCAGGAGAAGAGCAGAGGCCUGACGGAGACGAGCUGAACGAGUCGGGACGUAAACCUCAGAGUGAUGCACGCGGACAGCAGAGGGAAGCCAUCGCUGAACAAGACUGGGCUGUGGAAUCCUGUGGCUUUGCUCAGCUGUCUACUGCACACAGGGCGAAGUCUUUGUCCUCCCCGGCCUUAGCUGGCUCCCACAAACAGACGCGAGGUGAUCAGAGGAAAAGAAAGGGACAGUCCCUGUGUAAGAGUGAGCAGGACAGGCAGCAGAUUUUGGAGGAGAUGAAGAAAAGGACUCAGCUUCUGAGAGACAACAGCUGGAUACGUCCGCGCAGAAGCAGCUUUCCCAAGGAACCAGUCUACGGCGUGGAUCCUCUGAAGAGGUACGAGUCUCUGGACGACCUGGACGCUUUGCGUCACCCCCCAGUUUCAUCCGCCACAUUCGGUUUCCCUCGUCCACACUCAGCUGCAGGCUCCUGCGCCCCGAGCAGGAACUGCUCCUCCCGCUACAGCACCGGAGCCAUUCUAUCCAGGAAAUAUGUAUCCAUGGACCCAGUUCAUCACGGCAGUGUGUGGGCUGCCGCCGAUGUUUCGGAGGAACUGAACCUGGAGUCCAGGUUCGAACCUGCAAAUGGAAACCCCACUGUGAGCUAUGACCAAGUCCAGUACACUGGCUCCUCCUACAUGUGACCGACAUGCAGUGCUCCGGGUCACAGAGUGAGCAGCCGAAUAUAAACUGCGGAAGUGCAGUGGAAACAGUCCACACAGCCGAGCCGUGACCUUUGUCUCUUACAGUAACUGUUUGUGAAUUUAAGAUGUUGAAGUUCUGUGGAUCCUCAAGCAAAGAUUCUGAAUCGUUGCUUUUUAAUCAAAUGUGCUACUUCCUGUCUCUUUUCAUGCUAAUUUAUUUCCCAGCAAAUGUAGAUUAAUAUAUGAAAUAAAGCAGUAAAGAGAUUUAUUAUAAUUGUAAUUAGUGUUUGGUUAAUGCUUUUAUUGUAGUGUUAGUGAUGCUGUUCAUUAAAUCGUUUUGUUGUCUUGGAUCUGAGCCCGUUAGUGUGUUAAAUACAGAUAUUUCUUGUUGAUGUAAAUCAUGUACGGUGGCACAUUCUAAACACUGUUCUGUUGAAAUCUCACCAUGUGCACUUUGGGGUGAAUAAGUCAGUGGUUUACAUAUAACAGAUGUAUUUCUCACAUGAAAAUGGGCGUCUUAACUGAAAUAAUUUUGUAAAUAAAGUGCACUGAACAUUA
Molecule: messenger RNA, 4353 nt
Organism: Pleuronectes platessa (European plaice)
Lineage: Eukaryota; Metazoa; Chordata; Actinopteri; Pleuronectiformes; Pleuronectidae
Product: LIM domain only protein 7
Exons: 31
Coding region: 70-3795 (1241 amino acids)
Biological process (GO): regulation of signaling; regulation of cell adhesion
Molecular function (GO): protein binding
Source: RefSeq, a predicted model, not a curated record